Rasamsonia emersonii CBS 393.64 is the source of this 570-nucleotide messenger RNA. RefSeq names its product Amidohydrolase. The record is from RefSeq and is a predicted model, not a curated record. The transcript is spliced from 3 exons. The annotation marks the transcript as partial. NCBI's taxonomy places the organism in Eukaryota, Fungi, Ascomycota, Eurotiomycetes, Eurotiales, Trichocomaceae. Gene Ontology annotation, molecular function: dipeptidase activity.
GGGAAGCCCGCACACGCCGGAGGGAACCCGUGGGACGGAGUCAAUGCGCUGGACGCGUUGGUUUCGGCGUACAACAACGUCGCCAUGCUCCGGCAGCAGAUCCGGCCGGAGCAGCGCAUCCAUGCCGCCUUCACCAAGGUGCCGCAGGUCAUGAACGUCAUUCCGGACCAUACGGCCGUCACUUUUGGCACGCGCAGUCCGACGUGGGCGGAUGCGGAUCGGCUGAUGGAGCGAGUGACGGAUUGUCUGAAAGCGGGGGCGCUGGCGACGGGGUGUCGGGUUGAAUAUGAAAGAACGGAUGGAUACCUCGACCUGCGUCUCAACCGGACGCUCUGCGAGCGGUAUACCCAUCACAUGGGGGCGUCUUACAGCGAGCGAAUUCGGCUCAUGACGGACGAGUACAUGUCCGCGUCAACCGACAUGGGCUGUUUUUGCCAUAGAAAUGACUACGGGUGCGACAAUACCAAGUCGAGGGAGGUGCUGGGGGUGCAGUUCAGGGGGUUGAAGGAGUGCGUGGAUGAUACAGUGCGGUCGAUGUUGGAUGUGCAGGCUGGUCGACAGAUAUCUUGA